AUGUUCAUUGACCUCACGCAGGACUCAGAUUCAGAGGAUCAGCCCAGGAUUGCAAAUCCGCUUUUCUCGAAUCUUGCGCACAGGACACUUUCAGUUUCGUCUAGUGUUCCUCUGAAGAGGAAGUCGGAUGUAGAUUCAGAGACUGCAUCAGUGUCUUCCUCCAACGCUGCAUUUCCGCAGCUGAACAACCUCAAUUCUGCGGCUGAUGAUUACAAUAACCUUGUGCGGUCAUUCAAACAGAAGUCUCAACGGGCCCAUUUGAAGACCCCAAGCCCAGCUCCCAGGACAAAGCUUGAGGAGGACAUCAGCGUUGUCAUCCCCUCCCCAUCAGCGCAGCUUAAGAGAGAAAUUGACUCUGCUGAGCUGAUCACAGACGCUGUGCUGACUGGCGUUUCGGAGGAGUACUAUCCAACAGAUGUCCAUGAGAGGCGAGCUACACGGGGGGCCUACCCAGCUGCGAGAAAAACGAACCGCGCCGGUGUCUCUCUGGUAAUUGGAAAUCCUGGACCCUUUCUCACUGCUAAAAGCAGACGCCCUGUGAUAGAUCUCCUAUGUGAGAGUCUCUGGGGAAAGCUCGCUUCGAUAAAGGGACCUGCUGUGACUGUUGCCCGAGGGGAUGAGAAGAUUCUGGCUGAGAGUACCGCGGGUUUUGAAUUUAUUAAUGAAUAUAAACUCCGAGAUGGCGUGACUCCUAUUAGCCCAGAGUUUAAUGCCGGCUGCUCCUGCGAUGUUGUCUGUGAUCCGGCACGGUGCGGCUGUUUGACCCAGGAGGAAGAUUCCGAUGCGCGAAUCAUUCCUUACAAACGCGCUGCUGAUAAUGGGUCUCUUUUGGUGCUUUCUCCCGAAUUUAUGGCCCGUACUUCGAUGAUUUACGAGUGUAAUUCGCUAUGUGGAUGUGGCGAAAAGUGUUGGAAUAGUGUUAUAGAACAGGGUAGGACCGUCCGCAUGGAGAUUUUCAACACCGGUAAUCGUGGCUUCGGCCUCCGCUCCCCGAACUACAUCCGCGCGGGUCAAUUCAUAGACCUCUACCUGGGGGAGGUAAUAACCCUAGAAAAGUCCGAAAAGCGCGAGAAGAUCGCUAGUUCCCGUGGCGCCCCAUCUUAUCUCUUCACCCUCGACUUUCUUGUCGAUGACGAAAACAGUUAUGUUGUUGAUGGGUGUAACUACGGCGCCGCAACCCGCUUCAUUAACCACUCCUGCAACCCUAACUGUCGCAUGUUUGCCGUCUCCCGCACCCAUGGCGAUGAGUAUCUCUACGAUCUGGCUUUCUUCGCACUAAGAGAUCUCCCACCCUACACCGAACUCACGUUCGACUAUAAUCCGCACAUGGAAAAAGUCGACACCCCGGAUCCCAACGCACUACCUUGUCUCUGUGGCGAGAAGAAUUGUCGUGGGCAGCUGUGGGCUAAUGAGAGGAAGAAGACGAGAUAA
This is a messenger RNA of Aspergillus puulaauensis, 1431 nucleotides long. It is a transcript of the gene clrD, whose product is annotated as histone-lysine N-methyltransferase Clr4. NCBI's taxonomy places the organism in Eukaryota, Fungi, Ascomycota, Eurotiomycetes, Eurotiales, Aspergillaceae. Gene Ontology annotation, molecular function: histone methyltransferase activity; zinc ion binding; protein binding. Gene Ontology annotation, cellular component: nucleus. The transcript is spliced from 3 exons. The record is from RefSeq and is a predicted model, not a curated record. Bases 1 to 1431 code for a protein of 476 amino acids.